GCGCAAACCACCCCCACGGCUGAGCUUGAUGAUUGGGCAAUGGCCAGCUGAUUGUCAAACUCUCGCGGAGCGGAAACAACUGCAAAGACUCGAAGAAAGAAAGUGAAAUUGUGUUGCUGUGAAACUCCUCACGAUGGAAAUCCGUUCCUUAUUCAUUUUGGUGGUAUUUGUGUGGUGUUUGGGAUGCUCCUGCGUGAAUUCUGAAAGUGAGAUAAAGCACAAUGUGACUGUGCCAAAAUCGCCAACAACGCAAGAAACCAAAUUACAAGUUCCUGUGGAGCCUGUGCAGAACCACACAACAGUGAAAGUGCAUCCCGCUACUGCUGCACCCAGUGCUUCAUCCUCGCCGGGGGUUGUUGUAAUUACUCCCAAGCCUAAGACUACUACAGCCAGCCCGCCUGUGGUUACUUCUGCCGCAGCUUCCGCGGUAACGACAGAACAAGCUGAAAGGAAAGUGAAAGGACGAGAAGGAGUCGUAGACGAUAAAAAACAAUUGAGCGAAAAGACUGAUGCGGGAGCCAAUAAGACAAUGCCGGCAACUGCUAUUCCUACGAAGCAAACGGCUGAAGACAAGACUGCAAAUGCCACUUCCAUUACUGAGGCUCCGCAUAAAGUUGCUGUGAAUGCGACGACCCCUUCGCCACCAACGAAUGCAACAUCAACUACACCAUCCACUACGUCAAGUACCACCCCGUCUACAACGACUACGACAACUACCACGACCACUACUACCACCACCACCACAACAACAACAACGACAACAACCCCGAAACCCAAGAAACCCACAAUCACUUACAGCAUUGAGGACGAACCUUCCAUUGCCAAUGUGACCCGUGGGAAACUGCACGAUCGUCCUGGCAAGUUAAGCGUCGACGAACCUGACCUUCCGAUCGCCCAACCAUCUAUGGACAUGGCCAUGCCCUCGACCAAACGCAAUUACUUUGUUUCGAUCGUGGCCCUGAUCUUUGCUCUCCCAAUACUAAUGGGAGCCAUCAUCGUGAUCGUUCGUCGCUUCAAGGACUACUGGUCUACCCGGCACUACCGAAGGAUGGACUUCCUGGUCGAUGGGAUGUACAAUGAUUGACGAUUUCGUUAUCGCAGCUGACCUACUGGUAUCCGGAAGUAUCUCUUUCAAUAUUUUUCGUUCCAUUUCAUUGUUUUUAUCUAGGAGGCUAUCACUUCCAGUAGAUUUAAGGGGUGCAAUCGUUGGUCAAUUAUUAUGUUGCCAAAUUUUUCGCGUAAUUUCCAGAGUAAAGGAACAAUAAAAAACUAUUUUUCAUAUUAGGUAGUAAUGAAAAUUCGUACAAACGCAAGAGAGAAUGAAUUCCGCAAGUUUGGAGACGAAAAGUCAUUUUGCAGCUCCAUUUUUGUAAUGUUUAACUUUUUGGACGAUGUUUUGUUCACCUCAUCAGUUCUCGAAAAUCUAAAUUAGAAUUCAAGAUACACAACAGGUUUCAUUGCUAAUCGUGAUUUUAGGGCGACAAUUUUUCAUUUCAAUAUUAAUAUUCUCUUUUCUACAAAAAGCAACAGGUUCUGUUUUCAAUUAAACCUAGUAAAUUUCAUUUAGCCGCCUAUGAUAGCAUAGCCAGGGUAAAACUACACGGCCAUGAGAGAAUUCGGCAUCCCGACGA
Hermetia illucens (black soldier fly) is the source of this 1631-nucleotide messenger RNA. RefSeq names its product integumentary mucin C.1-like. The coding region runs from base 134 to 1084 and encodes 316 amino acids. The record is from RefSeq and is a predicted model, not a curated record. The transcript has a single exon. NCBI's taxonomy places the organism in Eukaryota, Metazoa, Arthropoda, Insecta, Diptera, Stratiomyidae.